Messenger RNA from Linum trigynum, 1505 nucleotides. Lineage: Eukaryota; Viridiplantae; Streptophyta; Magnoliopsida; Malpighiales; Linaceae. The record is from the annotation of a GenBank genome assembly.
CCAGAGACCGACUCGGGAAGAAAUUAAUCAGUUUUUUUAGUCCCCAGCAGCCGGAAAAUUCUUCUUUACAAAAACUAAACGGCCGGAGUUUUCCCUCCUAACAAAAAUAAAAAGAGAUGUUGCUCGAUUGCAAAUGCUUCGGCGGCGGCGGCGACACCGUGGGAGAUGAGCUUCUGUGGCAUAUUGACCUGAAGCGGCAUGCCUCAGGGGAUUACUCUUUCGCCAUGGUUCAAGCCAACUCCAAGCUGGAAGACCAGGGCCAGGUUUUCACUUCUCCUUCCGCGACUUACCUCGGCGUCUACGACGGCCACGGCGGCCCUCAAGCUUCCCGUUUCGUUUCCCGCCGUCUCUUUUCUUUCAUCCACGAAUUCGCGACGGAACAAGGCGGGCUAUCGGCGGAAGUGAUAAGGAAGGCGUUUUCCGCGACGGAGGAGGAAUUCCUGCAGAUAGUGAAGCGAUCAUGGAUGGCGCAACCGGAGAUUGCCUCCGCGGGGUCUUGUUGUCUCCUCGGAAUAGUUUCGGAUGAUUUGUUGUACGUGGCGAAUUUGGGUGAUUCGAGGGCGGUUUUGGGGAGGAGGGUUUCGGUUGCAGGGGAGAAGGGAAAUGGGAGGGUGGUGGCUGAACGAUUGACGACUGAUCAUAAUGUUGGGGUUGAGGAGGUCAGGAAAGAGGUUGAAGCUCGUCAUCCUGAUGAUGCCAAGAUCGUCAUCCAUGCCCGUGGAGUUUGGCGGAUUAAGGGCAUAAUUCAGGUUUCAAGAUCGAUAGGAGAUGUUUAUCUGAAGAAACCAGAGAUGAGCAGAGAUCCUCUCUUCCAACAAUUUGGGACUCCAGUGCCCUUGAAGAGGGCAGUUAUGACUGCAGAACCAUCUGUAACAGUCCGUAAGCUAAACCCGGAGGACAUGUUUUUAAUACUUGCUACGGAUGGUCUUUGGGAGCAACUGACUGAUGAAGCAGCUGUAGAUAUGGUACUGAAGAAUCCCAGAGCUGGAAUAGCAAGGAGAUUGGUGAGGGCUGCACUGCAGGAGGCUGCAAAGAAGAGAGAAAUGAUCUACAAAGACAUAACGAAGAUUGAGAAGGGGGUGAGACGGUAUUUCCACGAUGACAUUACAGUGAUUGUGAUGUUUCUAGAUCAUCCUUCAGGCAGGUUAAGGGCAAAAGCUAGCCCGGUGGAUUGUGUAAGCUCUCCAGCCGAUAUAUACUCUUCUUCUAAUGGAAGCAACAAAGAUCACUCAUAGCUUAGUUAUAGCUUCUGUGUUGUGUAUAAUUGUUACACCUUUUUAAAGAGUUAGAAACGCGCGCGCGCGCAGAAAGGAGAACAAGAUAUUUCGUUUCUUGCUGUAUAGCAAUACUGUAAGGAUCAGAGUAAAGUAUGGCAUAUAGAGAUGGGUUUUUCUGUACAGAAAUCGUGGCAUGGACAUAGCAAAUAUAUGUAUCGAAGGGCGCAGCUAGGGUUCAAAUCCUCGUGCUUGUAGUUUUAUGAUAUAUAUUAAAUUGAUAUUUUGUUA